Molecule: messenger RNA, 787 nt
Organism: Musca domestica (house fly)
Lineage: Eukaryota; Metazoa; Arthropoda; Insecta; Diptera; Muscidae
Product: mitochondrial import inner membrane translocase subunit Tim10
Exons: 3
Coding region: 372-656 (94 amino acids)
Biological process (GO): protein insertion into mitochondrial inner membrane
Cellular component (GO): mitochondrial inner membrane
Source: RefSeq, a predicted model, not a curated record
AUUGUGCUGUCAUUCAAGAGGUUAUGUCACAACAGCUAACACUUGUUCAUUGAAAUAGGAACAAAAAUCGAACGGGAGUAAUGUCUUUGGGUAAUUUUGGAAGAAUUGCUGUUGGUUGGACUAUUUUAACUGCUGUUGGCGUCUAUUCGUUUGUGCUAUCCAAAGAAUCUGUGGAAAAACGUCGUUACGAGGAUAUGCAAAUUCGUGAUCGCAUGAAAAAGGCAAAUAUUGGAGAUUACGAAUCAGUUGGAACGAGACGAUUCAACGCUUAAAGGUCAAGCAGUGACAUUUUUGGCGCGCCCUCAUUCCUAACAAAUACACAGAAUUAUCUUUUUUUCAAUUGGGAACAAUUUACACGUGCUUAAAUUACAAUGGCUAUGCCCCAGAUGAACCUGAGUGCCGCCGAGCAGGCCAAAUUGCAAAUGAUGCAAGAAAUGGAAAUUGAAAUGAUGUCGGAUUUAUAUAAUCGCAUGACAAAUGCUUGCCACAAAAAGUGUAUACCACCACGCUAUGGAGAGGCUGAAUUGGGUAAAGGCGAAAUGGUUUGCAUUGAUCGCUGUGUUGCCAAAUAUUUGGACAUCCAUGAGAAGAUUGGCAAAAAACUAACCGCCAUGUCCAUGCAGGAUGAAGAUCUCAUGAAGAAAAUGUCCAACUAAGCGGAUGUGUGGCACAUUUACAUUUAUUUAUGUACUAUAUUAUGUAUGCUAAAGCAAUAUUUGCUUAAAUUUCGUGGUUACUCUAAUUUUGUUGUAGUUCCCUGUUUGAAUAAAAUGUCAUAGAACCUCCC